Molecule: messenger RNA, 561 nt
Organism: Vespula vulgaris
Lineage: Eukaryota; Metazoa; Arthropoda; Insecta; Hymenoptera; Vespidae
Exons: 2
Coding region: 1-438 (145 amino acids)
Source: RefSeq, a predicted model, not a curated record
AUGAAGAUUUUUAUCCUCGUGGCGUUAAUUGCUCUGGGUGUUGAAGCUGGUAAUUGGAGACACGCCGAAUAUUCACAGUGGCCGAUUCCACAGGGUCAAACAUUUCGUAGAGGACCUGUUAGAAAUGUGUAUCAUCAAAAUGGAUUUUCCCAGUGGAAUCCACAACAGUAUUAUCCACGACAGAAUUAUCCACAACAGAAUAUUAAUGUCGACGAAUCUUUUGCUACUGCUGAAUGGAUUUGUAGAAAUCCAACAACAGGUGACAUGUUAAUAAUAGCAUCAGAAACGAAAGAUCAAAGGGAAGAAACACUUGACAAAUCUUUUCAAAGAAAUACUAAUUCUCAUAAUAUCCAUUCGGCGGACGAAGAUCUUAAAAAAGAAAAUGAUAUGAAAAAUCACGGAGGAGAAGGUCUUAUUGACGUAAGGGUCGGAGUAUAAUAAUAUCUUAUACGGAUCAUUGAAAAGCAAUCGGACAUUUCCAAGUUUUGAACAUUUACAUAUUUGUAUCUAAACGAUCAGAGAUAAAUAUAAUCAUAAAUAUAACAAGAUCGUAGAAAAAUA